AUGUCUUGCCCGAGAAAGGAAGAAAAUAAUGUGAGAAAUAAAAGGAAAGGGGCGCAGUUCGUUUUCGAAUAUCUGGAAUUCGAUGAGCCACGUGCGCGACAGUUUUUGAGAAUGAUCGCUGGGAGGAUACGUAAAAGUCGAAUUGAACGAAAGAAAAGACUCGCAUUCAGUCGAAAAGUACGACAACAGGAGAGGAUAAUCAGCCUGCAAUCGUGCAGUCAUAUUGCACCAUCUAACGAUCUUCCUUCCGAUGGGCAUGUUCAGAGCGAGCGAGGUGAUCGACAGUUAGCUGCGCGAAUCGGCGACACUGAAAGUAUUUCUUUACCAAACGCAGGGCGAUCAGAUGGGGAACAACGUGGAGAAAUUAAUGUGAACUUCAUCGACAGUGGUAAUCAUAGUAAUUGUGAUGUUUUUAAUUGUAGUAGUGUCAAGUUGGUGGCUUUGUUGCCCUCUGAUGAGGUUUCAAACAACUCAAAAUUAAGUUCAGAUAUUGCGCAGAAAGUGUUGCAAACUUGGCACAUUCAAAGUAAACCAGCAACAACCACAAACCCAACACCGUUGUUCAAUGCAGACGUGCAUUCGAAAGAACACUCAAAUUCGUUGCAGCCAUUAUCACCGUUGUGGCGUCAGAAUGAUUCACAGUUAUUAAACGUUGUGAGGGCAUCGUCAAUCAUGCAGAUUUUGAUCAACGCUGCCGACGGGCAAAUUCGUCUCGUGGAAGUGUCACCAGAGACUACCAUUGCUCAACUCAAGUCAAAACUGGGAGCAUUGGAUAGUGUGGUAACGUACGGAGCGAGAAUUUUGGAUGAAGAUGCCGGCGCUUUGUCGCAAUACGACGUUGCCCACGGAUCAUCGUUGAACAUCAAUGCACGACUUAUCGGAGGCAAAGUGCACGGUUCGUUGGCACGUGCCGGUAAAGUUCGAGCUCAGACACCGAAGGUGGAGAAGCAAGAAAAGAAGAAGAAGAAAACUGGUCGUGCCGCACGUCGCAUCCAGUAUAAUCGUCGUUUCGUGAAUGUUGCGCUAAGUGGCCCAGGCCGAAAGCGUGGACCAAACUCAAAUGCAGCCUAAGCAAGAAUCAGUCGUAUCAUUAUGACAAUGAUGAUGUGUGAUUGAUGCGUUUUGUUUUGAGUGAUUGUUCAGUUGAUAUAAUAUUGAUUGGUUAAAAAAAAAAUUUGACAUUGAUCUGAGUGAUGGGUGUGUAAACGUAUAUGCAUAUAUGUUACUAAAAUUAUUUUUUACUUCAUUCGACUAUUCGAUUGGUUGGUGUAUGGUCGUGUUCGUGUUUUGUUGGUGAAUUCGAUACUCGUCGAUAAUGUUUUGGAGGCAGUUGGUUGUUGUUGUGAUGCUAUUUAUAAAGAGUUGAUGUUGUUUGA
Anisakis simplex (herring worm) is the source of this 1376-nucleotide messenger RNA. NCBI's taxonomy places the organism in Eukaryota, Metazoa, Nematoda, Chromadorea, Rhabditida, Anisakidae. The record is from the annotation of a GenBank genome assembly.